UACACCUAUCCAAGUUGGGAACUUUUCUGUGUUUGUUGUUGAAGAUUUUUCUGGAGACGCUGAUUCAUCAGUUCAUUUCAGUGUUACUGCUGGACCAAUGUACCCAUCUGCUUGUCUGCCUUCUUGGAUUGAUUUUUUCGAUGAGUCUUUAGCUGGGACAAAAACUUAUUUGCUGAUAUAUCCUAAAGAUGCUUUUGGAAAUAAUGUCUCCUUAGUGCAUAUGCGAACUGAAGAUUAUUUUACACUGUCAACAUCUUAUUCCAAUGGAAUUGCAGCGGAGAUUUUCAAUUUAGUUUCUAUUAUUUGGAAUGAAUCGGGAUAUCUUAUCAUCGAGUUUACUCCCACCAUUGCUGGAAGGUUCCUUUUGCAUGUUUAUGGUGAUAAUCAAACUUUAAAUGGUUCUCCUCUUCCAUUUUCGGUAACACCAGGUUGGUUAAUUGCAUUAUAAUUGCCAGUCAAGAAAAUGUACACCAAUGGGUGAUUUUUAUUUGUUAUU
Molecule: messenger RNA, 496 nt
Organism: Phalaenopsis equestris
Lineage: Eukaryota; Viridiplantae; Streptophyta; Magnoliopsida; Asparagales; Orchidaceae
Product: protein GAMETE EXPRESSED 2-like
Exons: 2
Coding region: 98-448 (116 amino acids)
Source: RefSeq, a predicted model, not a curated record